GGGAACUCAUAUCAAAAUGGAACAAUUAGUAGAGAGGAGAAGCAGCAGAAUCUCAGUCAAUCCAGUCAAACAUUUUACAGCCCAAUAGUCUACACCUCAUUCUACCAUCAUAAACACCCGGUGCCCUUGCCCACAAGUUUAUGAACACACCACUUUGGCCUCUCACCAUCUAUAUUAUAAUACUAAUUAUCACACUAUUCUUUAAAGACACAAAAGCCUCAUAGGAGAGAAGAUGCAGCAAUAUUACAAGAGAAAAGCUCAACAAAAUUUCCUGGGUUUUAAUUUUUGGGUGCUCUCUUUCUUUCUCCCCUUUUCCCUGUUUAGCUAAUUUCAUUUUCUCUGUUUCUGUUCUUUUUUUUUGGUUUGUGAUAUUUUCCUUCUUCCCUUUUUUUUUCUUUCUUUCUGCCCAUUAAACAAUGAAAAUGGCAGAUUACCAAUCAUCCUUUCCCCUCCAUAGGAAACACCCAUCAUUGCUCCCAACAAUCCUUUUCAACCUUAGAAACCUGAGCUUCUAAGAUAUUCCCUCCUCCCAUCCUUCUCUUCUUCUUCUCCUUCCUCCCAGCGUUUCUUACAAUUUAAAUAUCACUCUCUUUAUAACCUUUUUUUUCUCCCCCCUCUCUCUCACUCACUCAUUCACUUCUCUCCAAUCCUUUUUUUUUUUUUUUUUCUCCUUUAAGUCUUCUUCUCUAUGAUGGAUCCUUCUCCCACCAACUCUGUGAAUGGCUUCUACUCCUUUCUUACUCGAGGCAUAGAUGACCUUGAACGCGUCUUCCUCUCCACUAACUUCAUGUCAAUUCAAUUCCUUCAAAGAGUCCUUUCUCUUCUAAGAUCUUUCCAUUCCCAAUUGACUCUGCUUGUUCAGAAGCUCCACUUGCCUGUUGGGGAGAAGUGGCUUGAUGAGUACAUGGAUGAGAGUUCCAAGCUCUGGGAGGCUUGCCAUGUCCUCAAGUCUGGCAUCUCCGGCAUGGAGAAUUACUACUCCGCCGGCCUUAACAUAGCUGCAUCACUCGACAGCCACCGCCAUCUCAGCCCACAGCUAUCUCGCCAGGUGAUCCGGGCAAUUUCAGGGUGUCGCAUAGAAGCGGUAGGACUGGAGGAGGGGAACAGGGCGAUGAUGGAAACCAGAAUCCAACCGCUUUCGCUGAGGUUGGAUGAGAAGGUGUCGAUAGAAUCAAAGCUGAAUGGAUUCAAUGGUUUUAGGGGAGUUCUGUAUGCAAUGAGAAAUGUGAGCUCACUGCUUCUUAUGAUCUUGCUUUGUGGGUUGGUUUAUUGCUGGCCUGAAUCCAAUUUUCUGAGAGGAGGAUAUGAAGGCUGCUUGCUGUUCGGAUCAGCCUUCAUGAUAUCGACAGCGAGGUUGCAGCAGAGGGUGGCGGCUGAAAUUAAUCAGAUCAAUGGACGACCUGGAAUUCUGCUAUAUGAGUUCAGGAGAUCAAAGGUAGCCAUGGAUGAACUGAGAGGAGAAUUGGAGAGGAGGUGUUCACAGGGAGUGCUGGACUGGGAAUCAGAAGUGGGGAUUGGGGAGAGAGUGGAGAACUUGAGGGGAUGCUUUGGGGUGUUGAGAUCUGGGGCUGAGAAUAUUAUUGGACAACUUGAUGAUUUCUUUGAUGAAAUUGUUGAAGGGAGGAAGAAGCUUUUGGACUUUUGCAGUCAUAGGUAGGGGAUAGAAUGGGUGGAAAAAAAAGAAAAAAAGAAAAAAAGAAGAAAAAAAGAAGAAAAAAAAAAACACAAGUAGAGGAAUCAGUUCUUGGGGGUUGAUUGUACUUUUUUUAACCCUUCUCUUCUCCUUUUAUUUUAUUUUAUUUUAUUUUAUUUUCUUUUUUACUCCCCUUUUCUCUCCCUUGUGAUUUCUCUGUUUCUACUACAUUCACAAUAGUUGAAGCUUUGAAGAUAGCUUUUCCUUUUUA
Molecule: messenger RNA, 1904 nt
Organism: Vitis riparia (riverbank grape)
Lineage: Eukaryota; Viridiplantae; Streptophyta; Magnoliopsida; Vitales; Vitaceae
Exons: 2
Coding region: 689-1657 (322 amino acids)
Source: RefSeq, a predicted model, not a curated record